This is a messenger RNA of Helicoverpa armigera (cotton bollworm), 3160 nucleotides long. Its product is annotated as lactase/phlorizin hydrolase-like. NCBI's taxonomy places the organism in Eukaryota, Metazoa, Arthropoda, Insecta, Lepidoptera, Noctuidae. Gene Ontology annotation, biological process: carbohydrate metabolic process. Gene Ontology annotation, molecular function: beta-glucosidase activity. The coding region runs from base 86 to 3118 and encodes 1010 amino acids. The transcript has 12 exons. The record is from RefSeq and is a predicted model, not a curated record.
ACUCCGAAAAGAGAUAAUGGAUAAGUGAUAUUUCCCUAUAUAAAUUAAACUCUGUGUGUGGUCUAGCAGUAUAAGUACCUACGCCAUGAAGCUCCCUUUGCUAUUUUUGUGCUGUACAAUAGCACUGACGAGAGCUGCAGUGAAGCACAGCCGAACAUUUCCCAAAGACUUCAUCUUCGGCACCAGCACUGCAGCUUAUCAAAUCGAGGGAGCCUGGAAUUCAGAUGAUAAAAGCGAGAAUAUCUGGGACUAUUUGACUCACACCAAUCCGGGUGCAAUCGAUGACCGAAGCACUGGCGAUGUAGCGUGUGACUCCUUCAACAACUAUAAGCGCGACGUGGAGAUGAUGAGGGAGCUGGGCAUCGACUCGUACCGCUUCUCGGUGGCGUGGUCGCGCAUCCUGCCCAACGGCCUGGCGGACCGCGUCAGCGAGGCCGGCAUCGCCUACUACAACAACGUCAUCGACGAAGUGCUCAAGUACAACAUUCAGCCGAUGAUCACGCUCUACCACUGGGACUUGCCGCAGAAGCUGCAGGACAUGGGCGGCUUCCUCAACCCUCUCAUCGUCGACUGGUUCGCAGACUAUGCCCGGGUCGUGUUUGACAACUUCGGCGAUAGAGUCAAGACUUUCAUCACAUUCAACGAGGCGGCGCAAGUUUGUUACGAAGGCUAUGGUUCUGUGACGAAGGCCCCCUUGUUAAAUUUAACGGGAAUUGGUGAAUAUAUUUGCGCAAAGAAUCUUGUCCUUGCUCAUGCCAAGGCGUACCAUAUUUAUAAUAAUGAGUUCAGGGCCAAACAAGGGGGACAGUGUGGCUACACCAUCGCUGCCGGUGCUUCACUACCUCUCACGGAUUCUGAUGAAGAUCGCCAUGCCGUGGAAUUAUUCAUACAGUUUCAGUGGGCAUUAUACACCGAUCCCAUAUUCUCGAAAGAGGGUGGAUUUCCGAAAGAGCUAACAGAGCUUGCAGCCAAAAAGAGCGCAGCGCAGGGCUACCCCAGAUCUCGUUUGCCCGACUUUACGGAAGAGGAGAAGGCUUAUGUGCGUGGAACGAGCGACUUCUUCGGCGUGAACCAUUACUCGGGGGCCUUGACAUCAGGUUCACUGUAUACGAAUCAGUAUGCCGUGCCCUCGUCCAUGGAUGAUAUAGAAGUUGGGCAGGUCGCGUUAGAUGACUGGCUUCAGGGUGCCUCUCCUUGGCUGAAAAAAAUGCCCAACAGCCUAUACCACGCACUUAGACAGAUUAACGAGAGAUAUCCCGAUUACCCGAUCAUCGUGACCGAGAACGGCUGGUCGACCCGCGAGGGUAUCGAGGAUGACGAGCGCGUCGACUACUACAGAGACGCACUGGAAGACGUGCUCGACGCUCUGGACGAGGGCAUCGACGUUAGGGGAUACUACGCCUGGAGUCUCAUGGAUAACUUUGAGUGGCUGGCUGGUUAUACGGAACGUUUCGGCUUAUACGAAGUUGACUUUGAAGAUCCCGCACGCACUCGCACCCCGAGGAAAUCUGCAUUCAUCUACAAACAGAUUAUGAAGACGCGCAUGAUCGACCAUGAUUACGAACCAGAGAGCUAUGUCAUGACAAUCGACCCCGGACAUCACAACGCCAUGAAGAUACCUGUGUUAUUAUUGUGUUCUGUGGUAGCAGUAACAUGUGCAGUCGAGGUGAAGCGCAGCAGACGAUUCCCGAAACACUUCAUCUUCGGCACCAGCACCGCAGCUCAUCAAAUCGAGGGAGCAUGGGACGCAGAUGACAAAAGUGAGAGCAUCUGGGACUUCUUAGCUCACAACAAUCCAGGAGCCAUCUCAGACCAAAGCAAUGGUGACAUAGCGUGCGACUCGUACCACAAGUACAAGCGCGACGUGGAGAUGAUGAGAGAGCUGGGCAUCGACUCGUACCGCUUCUCGGUGGCGUGGUCGCGCAUCCUGCCCAACGGCCUGGCGGACCGCGUCAGCGAGGCCGGCAUCGCCUACUACAACAACGUCAUCGACGAAGUGCUCAAGUACAACAUUCAGCCGAUGAUCACGCUCUACCACUGGGACUUGCCGCAGAAGCUGCAGGACAUGGGCGGCUUCCUCAACCCUCUCAUCGUGGACUGGUUCGCAGACUACGCCCGAGUCGUGUUCGACAACUUCGGCGAUAGAGUCAAGACUUUUAUCACUUUCAACGAGGCGGCGCAAGUGUGUCGUGACGGUUAUGGUUCCGUAACGAAGGCGCCGAUGUUAAACAUUACGGAUGUUGGGGAGUUCAUUUGUGCGAAAAAUCUUAUUCUCGCUCACGCUAAAGCGUACCACGUGUACAAUGAUGAGUUCAAACCUGUACAGGGAGGGUCCUGUGGCUUCGCUAUAGCUGUAGGUGCUGCACAGCCCGUUACAGAUUCUGAAGAAGUUCUUCAUGCUGUAGAGUUAUUCAACCAGUUCCAGUGGGCGAUGUACACUGAUCCAAUAUUUUCGAAAGACGGAGGAUUUCCGAAAGAGCUCUUAGAACUUGUAGCUCAAAAGAGCGCUGCCCAGGGUUACCCAAGGACCAAGCUAUCUGACUUUACGGAAGAAGAGAAGGCACACAUACGUGGGACGAGCGACUUCUUCGGCGUGAACCACUACACAGGUGUCAUUGUAACAGGCUGGAAGCCUGCCGCGACCUCAUCCAUGGCGUAUGUUGAGAUCGGUCGAACUCAGGAUAAGGAUUGGCCUCAAGCUGUUUCAUACUGGUUGCGUCGAAUGCCUAAAAGCCUGUACAUUGCACUGAAUGAAAUACAAAAAAGGUACGGAGACAUACCUAUCUACAUCACCGAGAAUGGUUGGUCGACCCGCGAGGGUAUUGAGGAUGACGAGCGCGUCGACUACUACAGAGACGCGCUGGAAGACGUGCUCGAUGCUCUGGACGAGGGCAUCGACGUUAGGGGAUACUACGCCUGGAGUCUCAUGGACAACUUCGAGUGGCUGGCUGGUUACACAGAACGUUUCGGCUUAUACGAAGUUGACUUCGAAGAUCCCGCACGUACUCGCACCCCGAGGAAAUCAGCCUUCAUCUACAAACAGAUUAUGAAGACGCGCAUGAUCGACCAUGAUUACGAACCAGAGAGCUAUGUCAUGACAAUCGACCCCGGACAUUAGAACUAUUGUAUGAACAAGGAAAAUAUAAACUGACUGAAUGAU